AUGAAUACAGAUAUUAACAUCUAUCUAUCUAUCUAUCUAUCUAUCUAUCUAUCUAUCUAUCUAUCUAUCUAUAAAUUUAUUUUAUAUCUUAGUAUAUCUUUCCUCUCUAUAUAUUUAAUUCUGUUCACCUCUCUCUCUCUCUCACUCAUUAUCUCUCUCACUCUCUGUGUAUAUGCAUUUAUAUAUAUUUCAUUCUGUUCAUAUCUAUAUAUCGAUAUAUCUAUUUCAUUCUGUUCAUAUCUAUCUAUCUAUCUAUCUAUCUAUCUAUCUAUCUAUCUAUCUAUCUUUCAGAGUCUGUUCCAUAUCUAUCUAUCUAUUACAGUUUGUGCAUAUCUAUCUAUCUAUCUAUCUAUCUAUCUAUCUAUCUAUCUAUCUAUCUAUCUAUCUAGCUCUUCUGUUCCUUUCUGUCUCUGUAUAUACCUAUCUAUCUAUCAGGCUGUCGGCUGUCUGUCUGACAAUCGUUUGUUAAUAUCUAUCUAUCUAUCUAUCUAUCUAUCUAUCUCGGAGUCUGUUCCCUAUCUGUCUAUCCAUCUGUCACAAUCUAUCUAUCUAUCUAUCUAUCUAUCUAUCUAUCUAUCUAUCUAUCUAUCUAUCUGUUUGCCUGUUUAUCUCUCUCAAUCUAUCUGUGUGUCUGUCUAUAUAUCUGUCUAUAUGUGUGUCUGUUUUACAAUCAACAUCUAUACUUGUGUCUGUCUAUCCAUCUAUGUAUGUGUGUAUCUAUCUGUCGCAAUCUCUCUCUCUUUCUCUCUCUAUAUUUUCUUGUUAUAA
This is a messenger RNA of Acanthosepion pharaonis, 768 nucleotides long. The record is from the annotation of a GenBank genome assembly. NCBI's taxonomy places the organism in Eukaryota, Metazoa, Mollusca, Cephalopoda, Sepiida, Sepiidae.